Molecule: messenger RNA, 2731 nt
Organism: Capsicum annuum
Lineage: Eukaryota; Viridiplantae; Streptophyta; Magnoliopsida; Solanales; Solanaceae
Product: probable protein phosphatase 2C 15
Exons: 9
Coding region: 1141-2430 (429 amino acids)
Biological process (GO): protein dephosphorylation
Molecular function (GO): protein serine/threonine phosphatase activity
Source: RefSeq, a predicted model, not a curated record
UAUACAUUUUUUAUUAUAAAUUCUUUGUUAAUUACUCUUAUAAUAUUAUAUUCUUUUGUUUGAAUUUAUUUGACGUAUUUUGACUCGGCACGAAGCUUAAGAAGUAUUGAAGAUUUUAGAAUGUUAUAAUUAUAAAUUAAAAUAUGUCAAGUGUAUCAAAAACAUUGUUUAAUCUUGUGGUAUUAGACAUGUCAUGUGGAUCUUUGUUUUACUUUUUUUGUAUAGUGAAGUUUGCUGUUGUUUUCUUGCUUGCUGACCUGUUAAAUUUAUAACAUUUGUUUAUUUAUAUGUGUGAUUUAUGUGUACAUUAUGUUUCAAGAAUGUAAAUUUAUUUAAAAAACUACAUUUUUAUGUAACUUCUUUGUUAAUUAUAUUAUAUUUUGAUAAUCGUGGUGUACGAGUUAGCUUUCGCACCUCAAUUAAAUCCACUGUAUAUCUUUGUUUUACUUCUGUUAUAUGUAGUAGUGAAAUUGGCUGUUGUUUUCUUGUUUGCUGACCUGUUAAAUUAAUAGCAUUUGGUUAUUUAUAUGUGAGAUUUAUGUGUACAUUAUGUUUCAAGAAUGUUUGUUUAUUUAAGGAAAAAUUAACUUUUUUAAGUAGUGUUUAUUUGAUGAUUGAUUUACUACAGUUCAUAUCUUGUCAGCAAUCCGCGUUUCUUUAAUUUUUUGUGUAUUAAAUUUGUUAACUUGAAGUGAAAUUCUCUCUCUGUGGUCAUUAUCAGAUCUGCAUUUUGGCUUAGUUUGUGGGGGAAAACAUAGUAUGUUAAAAAAACUUUUGUCUUUACAAGGUGCUUUUUGUGGUUGAAUUCCGCGAUCAAGUUUGAAGCUUUGGGAGAGUUCUUUCUUGGAAAUGAAAUUGUUUGGAGGUUCUUGAAGUUUCAUGUUGUUUGUGUGUUUGUUCUGGUGUUUUUGUUACGCGUGAUUGGAUUUCGGGAUCAAGUUUGAAACUUUGGGGAGUUCUUAUUUGGGAAUGUUUAUUGGACCGAAUAGAAGGAUUUUGUGGAGUAUUUUUGGUGAUGAGCUGAGAUGUGAAAAAAGGAAGCGAUCUCAAGAUUAAAAGAAAAGGAGAACGGGGAAGUUCAUAUUCUCCAGAUUUGACUAUAACAAGGUAUACGUCCCCGAUUAGUUGAUAGGAGGAGAAAUGGGGUCAAGGGAAGAGAGGCAUAGGUUGAAUCACGAUCUAGUACCGUUAGCAGCACUGAUUAGCAGAGAACUACGGAAUGAGAAAAUGGAGAAGCCAACUAUCAGAUACGGAUGUGCAGCUCAGUCCAAGAAAGGCGAAGAUUAUUUUCUAAUGAGGACAGACUGCCAGAGGGUUCAAGGCAAUCCUUCAUCCUCCUUCUCCGUGUUUGCGAUCUUUGACGGACAUAAUGGUACAGCGGCCGCAGUGUUCUCAAAGGAUCAUUUACUAAAUCACGUUUUGAGUGCCAUUCCUCGUGGACUUGGAAGGGAUGAGUGGCUUCAUGCUUUGCCUCGUGCACUAGUUGCAGGGUUUGUAAAAACCGAUAAGGAGUUCCAGAGAAAAGGACAAACGUCUGGAACCACAGCUACAUUCGUGAUAGUUGAUGGAUGGACUGUGACAGUUGCGUCUGUUGGAGAUUCCCGCUGCAUUUUGGAAACUCAGGGUGGUGCUGUUUCGGAAUUAACUGUAGACCAUAGGCUUGAGGAAAACGCGGAGGAAAGGGAGCGUGUCACAGCAAGUGGAGGUGAAGUAGGAAGGCUUAGCAUCUGCGGUGGUACUGAGAUUGGUCCUCUUCGAUGUUGGCCAGGAGGUUUAUGCCUUUCAAGAUCAAUCGGAGAUAUGGAUGUAGGGGAAUUCAUUGUUCCAAUACCAUAUGUCAAACAAGUGAAACUAUCAACUGGAGGUGGAAGGCUGAUCAUUGCGUCUGAUGGAAUUUGGGAUGCCGUAUCAUCAGACAUGGCUGCUAAGUCUUGUCGUGGCUUGCCUGCCGAGCUUGCUGCUAGACAAGUUGUGAAGGAAGCUUUGAGGACGCGAGGGUUGAAGGAUGACACAACAUGCAUAGUAGUUGACAUAAUACCUCCCGAUAAUACUGUACAGCCUGCAACUCCGCCGAAGAAGUAUAACAAGCUCCAAUCCCUUUUCUUCAGAAGAAAGUCACCGAAAUCUGCUGCCAAACAAUCGAAAAAGCUGUCAGCUGUAGGCAUUGUAGAGGAACUGUUUGAAGAAGGCUCAGCAAUGCUUGCCGAAAGAUUAGGGAGUGAGGAUUCAAACGGUGCAUCAAUGUCCGGUCUCUUCAUCUGUGCCGUUUGCCAAGUUGACAUUGCUGCAACCGAAGGCAUAUCAGUACAUGCUGGUUCAAUUUUCUCGACGAGUUCAAAGCCUUGGCAAGGUCCAUUUCUAUGUGCUGACUGCUGCGACAAGAAGGAUGCCAUGGAAGGAAAACGACCAAGUGGAGUUAAAGUCACUUAACUCGUGCAUCAUUGCCAAGUGUGUCUACAAUUUUGCUAUAGUAAUUCUUUCUGAUAUCUGCCUCAUAUCUUAGUUAAAAGUGAUUUAUCGAACAUUGGCAUCGAAGCUUAUUAUAUGUCAUCCAAUAAUGUAAAUAGGUUCUAUCAAAUGAAAAAAAAGUGUGAUAGUAGUUAUGAGAUUAAUCUAAGAGAUUAUAUUUGCACAAGAACUACUUAUUUUGUACUUAAUGAAGGAAAAUGUGUUGAAAUAUAAGUUGAUACUGAAGCAAAUUUAGUCAAUGAAUUCAAUUUUUGCCUUUUUA